AUGGCAUCUAUAAAUGAACAACAACCUGUCGAUCUAAUCGCAUGUAUAUGGCAUAACAUCAAAACAUCACAGGCCAUUAACUUCUCUUCCUUUCCCCCCAUUGACUCCACCUUAACGUUGAUCCGUGCAUGGCUCAACAGCCAUUUUCCGUCCCAUCCUCACCUUCCCGAUGCUCUCACUACUAUUACCCUCCUUGAUUCCAUACCAUCAUCAGCCUUUCUCCGACGAAACAACAUCGAUCCCGACGAUGUCAUACGCCUCACAUGGUCCCUUGUAUCCACUCGUCCCUCCUCAUACGAAUUAUUCUUCGAAACACUUCUCGCCAUUCGUGAAAAUAAUUCUUCUCAAGCACACACUAUUCGCUUAAUUCAAUUAGCGUGGACACUAUCCCCCAUAUUAACCUCCACCACCACUGACUCUUCCACUAAUUCAUUACACAAACCAUCUGUUCAACCUCUUAUGUCUCUUGAUCUUCACCCCACACGGAAUGAAAACACAUCUCAUCAAGCUCUUGCACACCCUCUCCCUCUCAUGUCCCUUCCAUCGCCCACCAUCUCAUCAUAUUCCAUCAAACAUAACACCUCACAUCCGCAUCGUCAAUACCCACCAACUACCACACAUAAUCGACUAUCAACACGUCGCGCCCCAUAUCGGUUAACGUCACGUCCAAUAUCCAACAUACAUCAUCAACACCAUCCCGCCGAACAUCAACCUGCUCCAUCUACACAUCUUCCCUGCAUGGCCGCUUCACCAACGACGCAACUCAAUUCUUCUGGAUAUCCCGCACACAAUUCACCAUCAUUCGAGCUACCAUCAAGUUUCAACACCGAAAUGAUCGAAUUGUCGUGA
Rotaria socialis is the source of this 849-nucleotide messenger RNA. The record is from the annotation of a GenBank genome assembly. Lineage: Eukaryota; Metazoa; Rotifera; Eurotatoria; Philodinida; Philodinidae.